Sarcophilus harrisii (Tasmanian devil) is the source of this 3352-nucleotide messenger RNA. It is a transcript of the gene TSKU, whose product is annotated as tsukushi, small leucine rich proteoglycan. NCBI's taxonomy places the organism in Eukaryota, Metazoa, Chordata, Mammalia, Dasyuromorphia, Dasyuridae. The transcript is spliced from 2 exons. Gene Ontology annotation, cellular component: extracellular matrix. The record is from RefSeq and is a predicted model, not a curated record. Gene Ontology annotation, molecular function: protein binding. The coding region runs from base 1382 to 2443 and encodes 353 amino acids.
AGAACAAAAGUUUGAGAACCACUGCAAGUUCAGAACAUGUGAUUUUUCUGUAAAGUAAGAAAAUGGGACAGAGUCACCGAAUUUCGAGGUAGAAAUGACCCCACAAACCAUCUUCUCCAAUCCCCUCCUUUUACACGUGAGAAAAAGAUCCUAAACUAAAAUAGCAUCCCCAAGAUUCCACAGGUAGUGAAGAGAUGGAAUUUCCACUCAGGACUUCGGGACGGCUGUCCCAUCUUGCAUUCCUCUUUAAUAUUUCUUCCUUUUCUUUCCAGUAGUCUCCAAGGGGCUGUUCCAACUCCGUCCCCUGCCUUGCCCUAGCGGUGGCUGAGUCAGGCUAGAGUUGGACCUGGUUGAGUAACCCAAAAUCUGACAAAAGUGGCUGUUUCAUAUUUAAUGUCCACAGAGUUGUAUAAUCACCUUGGGUAACUGAAGAAUAAUCUCUGGGACUGUCUUUCUCUUCUUUCUUUCUUAAACCUUUGGAACAGGUCUGUGUAAGAAGAGCUGAGCCUGGUAGAGGAGCUCAGCGCAUUUGGAUGUAAUUAAUAGUAGGGCAGUAAACAAGCUGGGACAUAAUGGAGGGCUUAGGGUAACUUCCCCGCCUCUUUUUUUUCCUGAAAUUUUGAACACCCCAGCCCUCCUAAUUAGGGUUAGGCAUGAAAGGCACCUGAACAGGCUUUAAUCUGAAAAUUAGUCCAUCUGAAAGGAACAGGAGGCCGGUAGGGGGAAGGGGCGGAGCCUCGGGUGCAUUUGGGUGACUGGGUACAAGCCAGCUAUGUGUCCUCACCCUGCCUCAGAGCCUCAGGCAGAGAGUGUUGCUGGCCCUGGUCCUGGGAGCCAGGCCAGGGAGAGGGAGGUGGGUUUGAGAGGGGACGGCCGUCUGCUGCUGGGAUAGCACGGGGUCUUCUCCCAGUCCUCAGGGCCCCAGGGCAGGGGUGACAGAGGCCCCAGGUUCCUACCUGGUGGGAAGUGACUUCCUUUCUUGGGUAAGUUGACAUUGGUUAGACUUCCUUGCAUAAGGGUGUCUAGUUCUGUGCAUGAUGGGUUAGGCUAGACAUUGAUACAGUGGCGUCACAGAUAGGCGUGGGAUUUGGAGACGAGGGGACGCAGAGUUGUGUCUGUUACUUUCUGUCUAUGGGGCUCAGUUUCCUUUUCUGUAAAAUAAGACUAGAUGGUACCUAAGCGUUUGUUUUUUCCUUAGCUCUACAGCCUACAAAUGAGUACAGAGAAAGAUAAUCUACUAGGAUCAGGAGGAGGAAAUGAGGAUGUUUAGCCUAGGGAAGAAAAGACCUGGAGGAAGGGGAAUCUUCAUGUGCCUGAAGGAAAGAGGAAAUUGACUUCUUCUGCUUGAUCCCAGAGGAGGGACCCAGAUUGGGGCUGCACGAUGCUGUGGUCCCUCUGGUUCCCACUCCUAUUCCUGGCCCCCGGCGCCAGGGCCAUUCGCCCGUGUUUCCCAGGCUGCCAUUGCGAAGUGGAAACCUUCGGCCUGUUCGACAGCUUCAGCCUGACCCGGGUGGACUGCAGCGGCCUGGGCUCCCACAUUGUGCCGGUCCCCAUCCCCUUGGACACAACCUACCUGGACCUGUCCUCUAACCAGCUGGAGACGGUCAACGAGUCCAUGCUCACGGGACCGGGCUACACCACCCUGGUGGGCCUCGACCUGAGCUACAACCGUAUUGCCAAGCUUUCCUCCGCCACCUUCUCCCGGCUGCGGUACCUCGAGUCCCUGGACCUGAGCCACAAUGCCCUGGCGGCCCUGCCUGAGGAGAGCUUUGCCAGCUCUCCUCUGAGUGAGGUGGAUCUGAGCAGCAACAAACUCCGAGAGGUCUCCAUGGAGAGCUUUACCUCUCGUGGGCAGGGGAAGCCCCUCAAUGUGGACCUCUCCCAUAACCUACUUACUCGGGUGAUUCGGCCAUCCCUGGAUCGGGCCACCCCCAAUAUCCAGAGCCUGAAUCUCUCCUGGAACCAGCUGCAGGAGGUGCCUGACCUCCAGGGCCUCCCUCUGCGCUACCUCAACCUGGACGGCAACCUCCUGAGCAGGGUCCGGGCAGGGGCCUUCGCCGGGCUGAAGGACCUCAUUCACCUGUCCCUCAGCAGCCUGCGCUGCUCUACAGAGCUCGCCCCAUUUGCCUUCCGUGACUUGCCAAGCCUCCAGGUUCUGGACUUGUCGGGCAACCCCAGUCUCCAGUCGGCCAGGGCCGAGGUCUUCUCCAGCUUGAACUCCCUGCAGGAGCUGAACCUGUCAGGCACGGGGCUGGCAGUCCUGCCCGACAGGCUUCUGAAAUACCUCCCAUCCGUCAAAAGCAUCACCCUGGGGAAGGACCUCUGGUGCGUCAAGGUGGUCAAAGAGGGCCAGUACCGACGAGAGAUGAGCCGGACCAGAAAGGAGGUCCUGUACUGCCACGACGGCCACGGCGCCAUGGCCAAAGCCCCCUACGUCUUGUGACGGACCUCGGCUAUCACCAGGAGAGCUGGAAAUAGAUAGGGCCCCUGGAGGGUCUGGGGAAGGGGAGGGACUCCCAGGGAGGUGGAAGAAAAGCUAGACCUCCAUUACAAGCCGGUACUGAGGCCUACCCUCAUGCCAUUUUUUGGUAAGCCUGUCAAUUUAAUUUAUAUUUAUAUGUGCCAAUACCAGGUCCAACUCCUGAGUGUGCGAGUGUGAGUGAGUGUGUGUGUGUGUGUGUGUGUGUGUGUGUGUGUGUGUGGUGCCUUUCCACUUGUUCUGCUCCUAAACAGAAAUUCCUAGCAGGGGACUUCUCUCCCAGCCUCCUGGGUAGCACUUGGGAUCAGUUAGAGAAUAUGGGGAACCAGCCAUAAGAGCUGAGGUGUGAUGGGAAACACUGCUAACGCAACUUGGACAUCCCCCUUCUGGACUCCAAGGGAGGACACGGAGGUCUUUGGGAAUACCCUUCCCCGCCCAUGGGUCUGGGGAGACAUCAGAGCCUAGGAGGAAGUUCAGGACACAGAGAAGGAAUUCUUCAAGGCAAACCUGGGGGCUUGUCCGCUCCAUCUCAGAAAGCCCCUGCCCCUACUCCAGCAUUUCCCAGCACACAUCUCCAACGUGCUCCUUAUUCUUGACUUAGAUCUCCCCUGACUCGGACAUCAGCCCUUCCCCACCAUGCCACCCACAGCCAUGUAAUGUAGCCCGUGGCUCAUCUGGUGCCAAAGUGGGCCCCGAGCCCAUCUCUGCCUAUAUACCCUUGGUGUUUUUCCCAAAGUGCCUUCCCCCAAUGCCUUGAUUCACACUGUGCUCAGGCAUCUUUCUCUUAGGGGGUUUGUUUUGUUUCUUUCUUUUUUUUUUUAAAUAAUGGACAAGCUGAACGAGUAAAUCAAUAAAGAAGGUAGUUAUACCGAA